UGAAGGAAUGCGGAGUUGGGUCCGGAAUGCCCAGGUCUCCGCAACAAUGACCCUCAGGGUCUGAAGACCCUUUAAAGAGGCCCGGAUUCCUUGUCGUCGAUCAUCCUUUAUUGCGCUCAUGGUACUCGUGCAGGCUCACAGUGUCUGAAGUCUUUAGUUGUCUUGCCACAAUCUUUUGUCCUCAACUCUACCACCAUGAAGUCAUCUUCAAUCCUGAGCACCUUGUGCAUCGUGCCUUUGUUGGCUGGAGCAGCUCCGGCAGGCCGGAUCCAUGUCCGAGAUGCUUCCAUCACAGCGGAGCAGAUCAAGACCAUUGCCCCUACGUCCAGCUCGUGCGAUAAUCCCCCAGCGGUCGGAGAAUGUGCGACUGCUGCGCAGGCAGCCCCCAAUAUCGCCAAGUCUUUCGACACGUACAGCGUCACUUCCCGUGCCGAGCAGGCGGCCGUGAUCGGGCUGAUGGCCUUUGAGAGUGGCGAUUUCAAGUACAACAAGAAUCAUUUCCCUGGCGUUCCGGGGCAGGGCACACGAAACAUGCAGUCUCCCACGUACAACUCCAAGUAUGCGGCUGAUAUACCGGCGCUGGCGGACAAACUGUCCAGUGUAUCCGGUGACCCAACGGGGGUGUUAGAUCUCUUGCUUGCGAAUGAAGAGUACGACUUUGGCUCUGGGGCGUGGUUCCUGACGACGCAGUGCUCUGCCAGCGUGCGGUCCCAAUUGCAGUCGGGAUCAGAGGCCGGUUGGACGGCGUACAUCACCAGCUGCGUGGGCACCGAUGCCAAUGAUGACCGGAAGGCGUACUGGACGCGGGCGAUCCAGGCGUUGGGCGUGAGUUCCUGAUUGCAGACACUUGACUCAUUAGAGUAGAAUACGCAUUGUUUAGAGUGAGCAGUAUACACAUAACCAUCGGCUUCCAUAGCCCAUGCCCUUCAAUUUUGCCUCUUUUUAUAAGCCCCAUUACAACACUCCCUUCGUACUAACCACAUCGCCUGCCCCAACCUCACCCUCCACCCGUCUCGUACACGCCGCCCGAAUCGCCACCGCCAACGCCUUAAACGCACUCUCCGCCCGAUGAUGAUCA
Aspergillus sclerotioniger CBS 115572 is the source of this 1078-nucleotide messenger RNA. RefSeq lists its product as uncharacterized. The coding region runs from base 196 to 837 and encodes 213 amino acids. Lineage: Eukaryota; Fungi; Ascomycota; Eurotiomycetes; Eurotiales; Aspergillaceae. The record is from RefSeq and is a predicted model, not a curated record. The transcript has 2 exons.